This is a messenger RNA of Culex quinquefasciatus (southern house mosquito), 5011 nucleotides long. RefSeq names its product cyclin-T (gene CycT). The transcript has 9 exons. Gene Ontology annotation, molecular function: cyclin-dependent protein serine/threonine kinase activator activity. The coding region runs from base 84 to 3935 and encodes 1283 amino acids. Gene Ontology annotation, cellular component: cyclin/CDK positive transcription elongation factor complex; nucleus. Gene Ontology annotation, biological process: positive regulation of DNA-templated transcription, elongation; regulation of transcription by RNA polymerase II. The record is from RefSeq and is a predicted model, not a curated record. NCBI's taxonomy places the organism in Eukaryota, Metazoa, Arthropoda, Insecta, Diptera, Culicidae.
AGUCCCGUGUGAAAAGUGUUGAGUAAAAUCAAUAUUUUCGCGUAUUUCCCACCCCGCGUGUCGACGAAGAAACCGUGUUCGGAAUGUCGUCCGGUGCGGCGGCAGGCCCGAGCGGCAGCAGCAGUAACAGCGGCUCAUCCGGCCCACCGACGCUGGGGCCCGGAGCGCUGGCCGCGGCCGAGGGCAGAAGCCAAACGACCAGCCUCGCCCGGGACGAUUCCAAGUGGUACUUCACGUCGGAACAGCUGGCCAACUCGCCCAGCCGACGGUGCGGGAUGGACGCGGACCAGGAGCUGAUGUACCGGCAGCGGGCGGCCAACCUCAUCCAGGACAUGGGCCAGCGGUUGCAAGUAUCCCAGCUCUGCAUCAACACCGCGAUCGUGUACAUGCACCGGUUCUACGCGUUCCAUUCCUUCACGCAGUUCCACCGGAACAGCAUCGCCGCGGCGGCACUUUUCCUAGCGGCCAAGGUCGAGGAGCAGCCGCGCAAGCUCGAGCACAUCAUCAAGGUGGUGCACAUCUGCCUGCAGCUCGAGGCGCCCGAUCCGCUCAAAGAGAGCUACGCCGAGCAGGCCCAGGAUCUGGUGUUCAACGAGAACGUGCUGCUGCAGACGCUCGGCUUCGACGUGGCCAUCGACCACCCGCACACGCACGUCGUCAAGACGUGCCACCUGGUCAAAGCUUCCAAGGAUUUGGCUCAGACUUCCUACUUUAUGGCGUCCAAUAGUUUACAUCUGACCACGAUGUGUCUACAAUACAAACCAACCGUAGUGGCUUGUUUCUGCAUACACUUAGCGUGUAAAUGGUCCCGUUGGGAGAUUCCACAAUCGAACGAGGGCCGCCACUGGUUUCACUAUGUGGACAAAACCGUCACGCUGGACCUGCUGAAGCAGCUGACGGAGGAGUUCCUGCACAUCUUUGACCGCUGCCCGACGCGGUUAAAGAGCAAGAUGAAAUCGAUCCGGGCGGACGCGUCUCAAUCGGAUGAUCAGGGCCGGAGAAGUGCUAGCAGCAGCUCGGCGGCCGGUCCGUCGUCGGCAUCAUCGUCGUCCAUUCCGCGGGGCAUCGACGACGCUGGUUCGUCGUCCUCGUCUAGUCAUCACCGGUCCUCGUCGGCGUCGCACUCGCAACAUUCGCACUCCAAGCAGAGCUCUUCUAGUGGUGACCUAUUGCUGAAAGCAUCACAAUCGGGCAACCACAAAAUUCCAUCGUCUUCGUCGUCAUCCUCCGGCAAUUCCCGCUCGCGCAGUGACCGACCAUCCGCGUCACAAUCCCAGCAACAGCAACAACAACUUCAUCAACAGCAGCAAAUGUUGGCCAAAAUGGGGCAACUGCCACCUCAGCAGCAACAACAGCAGCAGCCCCAACAACCGCCACAGCCCCAACAGCACCGAAUGCCACCGACGUCGUCUUCUUCGUCGUCCUCGUCGUCGUCACGUGGUGCUAGCGGUGGCUACGGUCAUGAAACUGGUAGCCGGGAUUCCAAGGGCCGCAUGAUGCCCGCGGGAACUGCCGGAGCGCCACCGCCGAUGCCCCAUCCGUACGGUCAGAACAAGAUGGAUCGCCAGAAGGGGGCGCCGGGCGCGAUGAAUCCGGGUAGCAAAUCGUCGUCGAGUUCCAUGAUGGCGUCGCUGUUUAGUAAUGCUCCGCCGCCGGUCAUGAAGCAACCUGGACAGCAACCGCCGUACGGGUCGCAUCCGCCGAGCUAUAGCCAGUCGAUGAGUGGCCGAACCGGAGGCAGCAGCAGCAGCAACAACAACAGUAGUGAAUCAAUGUCCGUCCCAAGCCAGCAACAGCAGCAGCAGUUCAAGGCUCAGCAGCUCGAUUCUUCAUCCUCGUUCCGCCUUAUAGACGAUAGCAACCGGAUAGCGGCGACGUCGGCGGCCUCCGACGCGAUGCAGCUGUCCACACCACCCAAGCAGUCGAAACUGUCGUCGAUAUUCAGCCCAGACUGGAAGGAAACGACGGGAGAGCCAGGCCAGCAGUUGCCCGGGAAGUCUCGGCCGGCGCCGCCGGGAAUGCCGGGCUUGAACAAGCCCAUCAAGGACAGUCCUAGCAGUAGGGAGAAGAAACCGACACUGCCGUCGUAUCCGGAUCAGCAGCAGCAGCAGAAGCAGCGUUCGGAUACGCCCAAGAAGGACCGUCGGGUGGAUCCGAUGGCGGUCGGUGGGGGGCAGAAGCAGAAAUCUUCCUCGUCGAGUUCCAGCUUGAAGCGUAGCUUGGAAUCGAUGUCGGCGCCGGCGCUGACCAUGCCCGGAGGAAGUAGCACCGUUGAUCCGACGGAUCUGCUGAGUCUGGGUGGAAAGCAUCCCAGUGCAUCGAUGACGGCUUCGGCGGUCAAGCGGUCACUCACCGGUAGUGAACAGGUUCGCCAGGAGGAUGGGACGGACUUUCGGGAGUCGAAGGUACGCAAAGUGGAACCGACGUCGCCAACGGAAGUGUUGUUUUCGUCCUCGUUUGAUCUUUCGAACACGUUCGACAAGGAGACUGGGGAUAGCUUCUCGAUGUUUUCGUUUGGUGAUCCGGGUUCGCUGCUUUCGCAGCCGUUGCUCAGCGAUUCGAAACCCAGCUUGGGAGCAGGCAUCAGCAGCAAUAGCAACAGCAAAAGUGGCUUCCCGAGCACAAUCAACGGCAUCGAGACGAAUCCGGCGCUGGUCAGCUCGUUGCUAAAGGAGAGUCUGCAGCAGGACAGCAAGUUCGGAAUACUCAGCAGUGUAACGUCGCACGAGUCUGGUGCUAGUGGGCCGAUGGUCUCGAUUCCGGACACGGUCAACAUUAAAACAGAGGCUCCGGAUAUGAACGCACCGGCGACGAUCAGCAGCCUGUUGGCGCCGACGACGGUUGCUUCGGCAGCGUCCCUCACCGCUACCAACUCCGACGUGCUGCAAACGCUUACCGGCGAUCCGUUGAUCGCAUCCGCCAAAGACCAGGAAGACCCGCACCGAAUCAAGACGGAAAAGAAAAAGAAGAAGGACAAACACAAGCACAAGGAAAAGGACAAGACGAAAGACAAGGACCGCGAGGAGCGCAAGAAGCACAAAAAGGACAAGGACCGGCAUCGGGACAAGUCCGACCAGGGCAGCGACGCGUCACUGCUCAGUCCCCCGACGGCGACGGCCCCGCCCGGUCCCAUCAAGAUCAAACUGCCCAAGGACAAGCUGAAUCUCCCGUCGCUCGGCGAACCCGAACCCGGCCUCAAGAUUAAAAUCCCCAAAGAUCGGCUGUCCGGGUCGGGGUCGUCCCUCGCCGGCAACGCUCCACCACCGUCGUCCGCCCCGCCCAACCCGUUGAAGCUGAAAAUCUCCAAGGACAAAAUCGAGCACUACAACGUCAGCUCGGACGGUGGCCCGGUUGCCGGUGGUGGUGGCUACAACAAUGGUUCCGGCCACGGCCACGGUGCGGCAACGACGGCGACUACGGCUGGCCCGAGUGGUUCCAGUGGUUCGCACGGCCACGGUCACAGCAGCAAGAAAAAGGACCGCGACAAGGAGCGGGACAAGAGCAAGUCCAGCAAGACUUCGUCGUCGUCCUCGUCCGGCGAUUACAGCAAGCAAAACGGCGGCGGCGGUGGCGGAUCGUCCGCUGCCGGUGGCUCGUCGAACAAAUCUUCCUCCAGCAAGCAAAGUGUUCCUUCUUCUUCGCAGCAGCAGCAUCCGCUGGCGGUGGCAGGCUCGCAGGUUAGCCACCAUCCGGCGAGCUUCGAUUACAUGCAGCAUGCCCAGGCACCGUCCCUUCUCCAGCAGCAGCAAUACUUUAACCAGUUUGGAGGUGCGUUCAACGUCCAACAGCAGCAGCAGACCCAGCAACAACAGCAAAUGCAACAGCUGUUGAUGAACAAUAGUGCCAUAAAGAUGCCUGGCACCACAGCGAUUCCCCAGUCGCUUUACUACGGCGCUAGUAAUACGGGCGGAGGCGGCAAUACUGGCAAAAAAUAGUUUCGACCCGGUUCGAGUUGAGUUGAGUUUCGUUUGCGCUUUAUGCGAUGAAGUGUUUCUUUUUGCAGUAAUUUGUUUGAACUAAGCCGUUGAUACUAAUGCUAUGAGAUAUCUCACCCUCUGGAAGCUGUUAUUCAAUUACGUUGUAAAUAAUCAUGAAUAGAACAUAAUAGAAAACCCCCACAAAGAUAACAAAAAAAAAACAAAAACGCCGUAGCCUCCAAAAGCAAUAUUCAUAAUUUAAUUGAAAUUUUGCUCACAGUUGGGCAGCAAAAGCCUGUUCCGGUUAAGAGUUUUAGAAUUUUCUGUUAAUUAAAAACUAACAAAGAUUGAAAAGCCCAACUCUCGUAUCUUGAGAAUGUAAUACAAACAAAAAAAACCAAAAGGAUUUUUUUUCUAAAAUAGGAAAAAAAUAAAUAAAAUAAUCAAGUGCUUUACACAGAUACGGAGCACUGCAAAACUAUAAAAUUACGUUAGCAAAAUAUUAUUUAAUUGUUUAAAGACUAGCUCCUACAAACCGAGCGAAGCCAAGCUCUGUAAAACUGGUGGCUUGGUUUCCCCCCAACAAUUAAGCAUCUUUGUGUAUUGUGGAUUGCGUCAGAUUGAACCCAAUAUAUAAAACAAAUAAAAGAAAAAAAAGAACUCACACUGCACACAUGAUAGUUAAUCAAUACAGAAAUAAAAACAAAAGUUAAUUCCUAUUACUGACGAAAAAAAAAAUCUAGAAUGAAAAGAAAAGUCUGAGCCUGAGAAGUGAAAUAAAAAAAACUCUAGGAAUAUAGCAAACAAACAGCACUUAACAAAUGAAAAAAUGAAAAAACACUAUUACUAAAACCGUGUCGCAACUGUUGCACAUACACACUAUGAUAUUGAGUACUGAUUAUAAAACAAGAACAACAAAAAGAAAACAAACCUAAAAAUUCAAUAACAAAAAAAAAACAAACAAAAAAACAGAUGUAGUUAGACAAAAUUGCAUUACCGUUUAUUGUAACAGGCAGCAGCAGGGCGUGCACCGUGGUCGAUUGCGUUAGUCAUUAAAAAGAAAAGGCUCAUUCGCUGAUAAAAAUGGUUAAAAA